This is a messenger RNA of Myotis myotis, 603 nucleotides long. It is a transcript of the gene RNF224, whose product is annotated as ring finger protein 224. The transcript has 2 exons. Lineage: Eukaryota; Metazoa; Chordata; Mammalia; Chiroptera; Vespertilionidae. The coding region runs from base 1 to 603 and encodes 200 amino acids. The record is from RefSeq and is a predicted model, not a curated record.
AUGCUGCAGCCAGAGGGUCCCCCGGCCUCGGAGGAGGGGACAGCUGCUGGGAUCCGGCGAGGCGACUGCAUCAUCUGCUACUCGGCCUACGACCUGGCCGGGCGCCUGCCCCGCCGCCUGUACUGCGGCCACACCUUCUGCCAGGCGUGCGUGCGGAGGCUGGACGCGCCCAUCCACGAGCAGCGCUGGAUCCCCUGCCCGCAGUGCCGCCAGAGCACCCCCACGCCCCGCGGAGGGGUGGCCAUGCUGGACCUGGACCUGGCCGCCUUCCUGGCCAUCAAGGCCGAGCGGGAGCCGCCCCGCGUGGAGCCCCGGCCCCCUGCGCCCCUCAAAGGCGGCCCCGCGGUCACUCGGCAGCCCGCCCUGCUGCUGCUGGGGCUGCGGCCACCUCUGCUGGGCGCCCCCGGGCAGCCCCGGGGUCUGAGCUCCGGCCACGGCGGCCCCUGGGACAGGGCGGCGGCUGCUGGCAGGGCGCUGGCCUGGGACCCUCCGCAGGGGCGCAGCCCGCCCAGAACAGCCUGGGGACCCAAGGCCCCGGGCGCCGCCCCCCACGGACACCUGGGCCACAGCCUGAGGCCGGGGGCUGUGGCCACAGGACCGUGA